Messenger RNA from Thamnophis sirtalis, 504 nucleotides. The record is from RefSeq and is a predicted model, not a curated record. Lineage: Eukaryota; Metazoa; Chordata; Lepidosauria; Squamata; Natricidae.
AAAAAUCUCAACCUUAAAAAUGGUCCCAAUGACGUCAUUUUUAGUGUCACAACACAAUAUCAAGGAACAUGUCGCUGUGAAGGCACCAUUUAUUUAUGGAACUGGGAUGACAAAGUCAUUAUUUCUGACAUUGAUGGCACCAUCACAAGAUCAGAUACUCUAGGUCAUAUUUUGCCUACCCUUGGCAAGGACUGGACGCAUCAAGGCAUUGCUAAAUUGUAUCACAAAGUGAGCCAAAAUGGAUACAAGUUCCUGUACUGUUCAGCCCGUGCUAUUGGGAUGGCAGAUAUGACUCGAGGUUACUUGCAUUGGGUGAAUGAGCGAGGAACGGUGUUACCACAAGGGCCUGUGCUAUUGAGUCCCAGCAGUUUGUUCUCAGCUUUUCACAGGGAAGUGAUAGAGAAGAAGCCAGAGAAAUUUAAAGUUCAGUGUUUAACAGACAUAAAACACUUAUUUCAUCCUAACACAGAACCUUUUUAUGCUGCCUUUGGCAACAGGGCUGCU